AUGGAGAAGGCCAAUCACUCAGUGACCGAGUUCAUCCUGCUGGGCUUCACAACAAAUCCCAUGAUGCAGCUGGUCCUCUUUGUGCUGUUCCUGGGAGUCUACUCCAUGACCUUGUUUGGAAACACCACCCUCAUAGUGUUGACCUGCCAUGACUCCCGGCUACACACACCCAUGUAUUUUUUCAUUGGAAAUUUGUCUUUUCUGGAUCUCUGGUAUUCCUCUGUCUACACUCCUAAGAUCCUAGUGACCUGCAUGUCUGAAGACAAAAGCAUCUCAUUUGCUGGCUGCCUGUGUCAGUUCUUCUUCUCGGCUGGAUUGGCCUACAGUGAGUGUUACCUGUUGGCUGCCAUGGCUUAUGACCGCUACAUGGCCAUCUCCAACCCCUUGCUUUAUGCUCAGGCCAUGACAAAGAGAUUGUGCAUUGCAUUGGUUUUAUAUUCCUACACUGGAGGGUUUGUCAAUGCAAUAAUAUUAACCAGCAACACAUUCACUCUGGAUUUUUGUGAUGACAAUGUCAUUGAUGACUUUUUCUGUGAUGUCCCACCACUAAUAAAGUUAGCAUGUAAUGUGAGAAAGAGCUAUCAAACUGUGCUGUACUUCCUCUUGACUUCCAAUGUCAUUACCCCCAGCCUGUUCAUCCUGGCCUCCUACAUUUUCAUCAUCGCUGCUAUCCUAAGGAUUCGAUCCACCCAGGGCCGCCUCAAGGCCUUCUCCACCUGCUCCUCGCUCCUCAUCUCUGUGACCUUGUACUAUGGCUCCAUUCUCUACAUCUACUCUCGUCCAAGUUCCAGCUAUUCCCUUGAGAGGGACAAAAUGGUUUCUACCUUUUAUACGGUGUUGUUUCCCAUGUUGAACCCUAUGAUCUACAGUCUGAGGAAUAAGGAUGUGAAAGAGGCUCUGAGGAAACUCUUCAAGUUAGCACAACCUGAAGUCUAA
This is a messenger RNA of Ochotona princeps (American pika), 936 nucleotides long. RefSeq names its product olfactory receptor 9G19-like. The record is from RefSeq and is a predicted model, not a curated record. Gene Ontology annotation, molecular function: odorant binding; G protein-coupled receptor activity; olfactory receptor activity. Bases 1 to 936 code for a protein of 311 amino acids. Gene Ontology annotation, biological process: sensory perception of smell; G protein-coupled receptor signaling pathway. Gene Ontology annotation, cellular component: membrane. Lineage: Eukaryota; Metazoa; Chordata; Mammalia; Lagomorpha; Ochotonidae. The transcript has a single exon.